Messenger RNA from Uncinocarpus reesii 1704, 4218 nucleotides. RefSeq lists its product as uncharacterized. NCBI's taxonomy places the organism in Eukaryota, Fungi, Ascomycota, Eurotiomycetes, Onygenales, Onygenaceae. Bases 1 to 4218 code for a protein of 1405 amino acids. The transcript is spliced from 2 exons. The record is from RefSeq and is a predicted model, not a curated record.
AUGUUCCGGCGCAAACGGAGUGUCUCUCAUGGGCCUAUAAAUCCCAAUCCGUCGCCCUCCGCACAGACUGCUGCAGUUCAAGCAUUUCGCGCAUCCCAGGCAGCAAAUGCAAAUGCGAAACUGUCCUCUUCAGCUGCUGCUGCGGCAUUGCGGAAACACACCCCAACUCCGACCUCGAUUGAAGAGGUGCAGACAAGGCGCAUGAUCCAGAGGCAGCAAUCUGUUUCGUCGAUUGGAGCAUCAAAAGGAAAUGCGCGCGAUCAGGAUGUAACAUUGCGAAGGUCGAGCAGUCUGGGCUCCAUGAGCAAGAGGACGUUUCGGGAAACCUCACCAGGACCUAAUGCACUGGCACGUUAUAUAAACCCCAAUGAUGAAAUUGACCCGGUCCCUCCGCUUCCACAAGUUUAUACGGCGAGAGCUACUUCGCAUCGCCGUGCUGUCAGCAGUGGACCUACAGCUCAGCGGACAAUUUCCGCCCAACACCAGCCUGGUAGAACCCACGAAGCAAGCACGAAACCGAAACAUAACGGAUCUGCCCGCUCCAAAGAGAACAAUGUUGCUGGGCCUCCACUGGGCUUACAGAGACGAAGUAGUAGGAGUUCGAUCAACUUCUCCUAUCCCAUUAAUGCGCGCCCAAACUCUCCGCGACAGCCGUCAAUUGCCAGCUUCACUGCGGAUGGUGCCUCGCUACGCACCUUGUCACCCGUCGGGUCGCUUACAAUGAACUCCAGACCACCCAAAUGCGGUUCAAAAAACGAGCCGAAGCUUGAUUUUCCGGGUCCAAACGCGCGGGGUAUCUCGCCUCGCUCGACAAGUACAGAAUCCCGCGCUUCAUAUACACGAGAAAUGGGUCGUUCAGACAAACCAAAUAAGCUAUCUCCGGUGGGAAUGAACCGAGAAAGGCCCCAUUCCCAGCCACAUACUCGUCUUUUGUCCAUUUCUAAUCAAAAUUCUGAGCCUGGUUCUCCAAAACAACAAUUCUCUACACCUGGAGAAGGUCACAAGCCACAGGAAAACACGCGAGAUGGCGUUUUAUAUCAAGAAACGUACGAAAGUGGCCAUCGUGACGUUGUAACUAAGGAUUUCCCCACAGAAACACCCAGCAACACACGCAUAGCAGACAACGAGAGAUGUACACGAAACAGAGAUGCUUCACCCGCUACUGCUUCCGAUUCAUCUCUACGCAAUCCCUUGACGAAUCACGGCCAACUUGCAGUCAAAGACCAGGUUCAUCCUCCUAGUGAACGACUACAGGGCGAAAGACCGCCCUCCCUUAGCCCAACUCGAUCCACGAGGUUUUCAGAAAGAUUAGAAAUAGUUUUUCCAGGAGAACAUCUCCAUGAGCCCCCAUCACGGUCAAAAUCUCCUGCUAAAUCGGCAUUGAAGUCCACAGGAAUGGGAAACAAUGUCACCUCCGACCGUCCGCUCCCGCAUCAUCUGAAAGCAGACACCCUCAGCGAAUCUGACGGCACGUCUGUGCUUUCUGAUGAAGGCUCAAAGCUGAGUUGGAAGAGGAAGUCUACAAAAGUAAGCUUCGAAGGUGAAACUGAAGUCGUUGGCGCUUUAACUAGUCCGCCAACCUCACCAGAUUCAAUCCCCCCCUCAAGCCCGCAACUGAAAUGGAAUGACAGCCUACGUAGCAGAUGUAACGAAGCUGAUGACUUUGACGAAGUUAUGAAGCCUCGGCCUGCUCUUCCGUCUUUUGGGAGUAUACGAGGUCGGAAAAGGGCCACGGAGGAAAGAUUGACUAUCCGAGGAGAGCAUAGCAGACCAUCUUUAGCAGAUUCCGUGUUUGCUGACACGUUUUCAAACGAUUCUGCAAUCGGCGGACUUUUAAAAUCUCACUCAAAACAAACAAAGCAAACGAAGGAGGAUGCUUCGCUACCGCCGGAAGCUACUUUAGUUGAGGGGACGGGAUCCGACACUGCCUCCAUGAGCGAAUCAUCAAGUGAUGAAGCUGACCCUAAUGAUUUUGUUUUGCCCGGACACUUGAAUUCAAAUCUGCAACGACACCGGACCGGCGUGUUAAAUGAACUAGGUAACGGUCUGAGUCAAUUCCCGUCAGACGCCCAAGAAGGGGAAUCCCAAAAGACCGAUACUGUUGUUCCCGUCAUUUCCAUUCAACCCGCUACUCCAAUGUUUGAAGAACACCCGAAAUCAAGCCCAGAAGAACUAGAUCACAUUCCUGGAGCCUUCCCGGGGACAUCUAGUCAAGGUGAAGGUUUGGUCAGAGACGAACAUGAACAGGAUCACAUUAGCAAGCAAGGAAUCGACGAGGCCAGCGCGAAGGAUGAGCCCGACGACACCGAUUCUGAGUCUGGAGACAGCGUUUACAGUGAUGCCCCAGAGAAUUUCUCUGACCCUGAGGGAGAUGGAUUUGGCUCUAUAAAUGCGAUUGUCUCUGAUUCUACGCCGCAGAUCCCGCGUGUACCUGAAGCGAGUAACCCUUCAGCUUUUACUGCUUUCGCUGUCAAGAACGUGGACAGCUCCUCUCAGCCAAGUUUAGAGGUUCACUCCCUCAAGAGUCAAAAGCAGACUGCCAGUUCGCCGACAAUUCAAGAAGAAACCGUUCCUGUCAUUAUUCAGAACGGAGGCGGUUUGGAUGAUCAAUCAAUCUCACGGCCGAUGGUACCAGAAUUAAAAUUGAACGGCAGGCCUAAAACCGGAAAUACCUCUUCUAAAAAGCCAGACAGAGCCUCUACUGUACUAAGAACUGAACCUGCAAUCGAUUCCCACUUUUAUCAUGCAAUUUCAACUGAGUCCAAAAAUUCAGAUGACCAAAAUCCUGAAGUCCUGACGUCGCUUGAAUGUCGGCAAACGAGUUCUAUUUCUCCUGCAAUUCGAAAUAGCCCCAAGUUUUCCGGCCACAAUCCUACAAGGUCUCAAACUGUAUCCCAUAGCGACUUUUCGCGGCGACCAUUUUCACGACAUGCCUCCAAUGGCAGCGAUUCAUCCAGCAGUUUCAAACGAGAAAGGCGUCCGCGUGUGGAUACCGGUACCUAUACCUUACGGAGAACGAUGAGAAACGGCUUCGGGCAUUCUAAAAUUGAGUCCUUUGACCUAGGAAAGUCGUUGGCUUCAAAUGUGCAUCAUCAUCGUCCGUUUUCAUCUAGCGGUGGGCCUCCGAUCCUGCGGACAACGUUACGAGAUUCUGGAUUUGGGUCACAUGGCGAACCGCCUUCGUCAUUUUCCGGUUUUAGAAGUCUUAGAUCCAAACAUUCGCCAGGGUUUGAUCCGGCAUUCAGAUCCCGUUUCGUUGAUUCCAGCGAUGAUGAGUAUGGGGAGCACACAUUUACCCCGGUGCGUGGAAUUCCAAGGCGAAAGGGCGAGGUUGAUGGAGAUUCGACCGCUCUCGAGGACAGUUCUGAUAGCGACGCCCCGCGACAAUUAGUAAAAAAAUCGCGUCGCAGAGGAGCCACGUCUAAGAAGGGUGCCCCUACUAUUGCGGCGGCAGCGGCCAAGAAGUCGAUUAAGGCCUCAUCGGGCCCUAAAACUACCCCGGUAAACGCACAAAUUGAUUUUUAUCAUCCUGCAGGUGAGGAAAAGCCAAAAAAGAGUGUCCUCAGUCGUUUGAGUUUGUCGAGACGGCGUCCCGAUGAUGAGCAAAAGAUCCGCAAAUCUGGGCUCGAAAGCGCCGCAAGACGGGAUACACCAUUAGAAAGAUCCCCGCUUGAGCUGGAUGAGGUGCGCAAUACGAAACUAUACCUUGAUCAAAGUACAAUUCCUGCUACGGUUACCAGUAUAAGCGGCCCCUUGACCCCAGUUGCCAAAAACAGGUGGUCUCGUUUUUCCCCUCGUUCCCAUAGACAAACAAAUAAACUCACUCGACAUCCUGUCCAAACGGGGAGUAUCUCAUGGCCGUUGCCUGCACCAGAAGAAACCCCCCGUCAUGCCACUCGACUGUCGUCGAAUAUCAGCGAUAGCGGACAGGAUCCCCGACCCCGUGCUACUAAGUCCUCCAGUUCUAGGGCCAAUAGACCACAUACGUCUGAUGGUGUGGAUCGCAGGACAGCGCAAUUUGUCCCUGGAGAUACCCUAAGUGAUGUGGAUUCCACUUGGAAAUCCAGGUUUCUGCACCAGCGACAUCACCGCAUUGGCACGGACAGUACUCUCAUUCCGGACGCUGGUGGCGGUUCAUCAGUGGGAACAGUAGCGCUCAACGAAGGGAGGAAGAAGAGUAGGUUCCCAAGGCUACGGAAAGCAUUUGGAUUGUUAUGA